GACUCGAUUUCCCCUUGUGCCAUCAGCCCAGCUUCACGGGCGGUCCCCGCGGGUACGGGCUGGUGCCGGGGCCCGAGCACCCGGGCGGUGCUGAUGGCUCACUGUUCUCGACGCCCCGUGGUGCAGGCAAAUUGGGCAAGAAGCGGGCACUGUCCAUCUCACCCCUGUCAGACUCCAGCAUCGACCUGCAGACGGUCAUCCGCACCUCUCCCAACUCCCUUGUUGCAUUCAUCAACUCUCGCUGCGCCUCUGCCAGUGGCUCCUAUGGCCACCUCUCCAUCAGCACCAUCAGUCCAUCGCUGGGGUAUCAGAGUCCACCGUGUCAGCAGAAGGGCCAAGACCACCUGUACAGCCACCCCCCCCACCCCCCACCGUGUAGCUCCCACGAACAUCUCACCCCCCGCCCAGGGCUCCUGCACCAUGCCCCAGCUCGUGGAACCCUCAAGCGUUGCCAGCAGCUAAAGUUGGAGUGGAGCCUGAGCAGCCCUCUAACUGUCAAGUACCCAGAGGAGAGAUCUGAGGGCGACAUCUCCAGUCCAGCUUCCACAGGCACCCAGGACCCCUUGCUGGGGCUGCUUGAUGUUCGGGAAGAUCUGGAGAAGGAGGAUGGGAAACUUGAGUCUGAGACUGUAUAUGAAACCAAUUGCUACUGGGAUGGCUGUGCCAAGGAGUUUGACACGCAGGAGCAGCUGGUGCAUCACAUCAACAACGAGCACAUCCACGGGGAGAGGAAGGAGUUUGUGUGCCACUGGGCAGCGUGUUCCCGGGAGCAGCGGCCCUUCAAGGCUCAGUACAUGCUGGUGGUGCACAUGCGGCGUCACACGGGCGAGAAGCCUCACAAGUGCACGUUCGAGGGCUGUAGCAAGGCCUACUCACGCCUGGAGAACCUCAAGACACAUCUGCGCUCACACACGGGUGAAAAACCCUACGUGUGUGAACACGAGGGUUGCAACAAGGCCUUCUCCAAUGCUUCAGACCGGGCCAAGCAUCAAAACCGCACCCACUCCAACGAGAAGCCCUACGUGUGCAAGAUCCCGGGCUGCACCAAGCGCUACACAGACCCCAGCUCCCUGCGCAAACACGUGAAGACCGUGCACGGCCCCGACGCCCACGUCACCAAGAAGCACCGUGGAGAUGUGGUGCCCGGCCGCGCGGUGCCCGCCCACAGCGGCCCCUCCGACAUGAAGCAGGAGAAAGAGACAAAUGGCCCCACGGAGGCCCGGAAGGAUGAUGGCAAACUCUUGGUGCCUGACUUGGUCUUGAAGCCGCAGACCAGCCCAGGUGGGCAGUCAUCAUGCAGCAGCGACCACUCCCCGCUGGGCAGCACCACCAACAACGACAGCGGGGUGGAGAUGGCGGGCAACGCAGGCGGGAGCUAUGAGGAUCUCUCCACGCUGGAGGAUGUGGGGCCUAGUGAGCCUAUGGGCUCCUCAGGGCUCAUGGCUCUCCACAAGCUGGAGAAUCUUCGCAUCGACAAACUGAAGCAGAUGACGAAGCCAUCAGCUACCAAGGGCCUGAAUUUGCCAGCCAUCCCUGGAGCUG
Molecule: messenger RNA, 1542 nt
Organism: Merops nubicus (carmine bee-eater)
Lineage: Eukaryota; Metazoa; Chordata; Aves; Coraciiformes; Meropidae
Product: zinc finger protein GLI1-like
Exons: 9
Biological process (GO): regulation of transcription by RNA polymerase II; smoothened signaling pathway
Cellular component (GO): nucleus
Molecular function (GO): RNA polymerase II cis-regulatory region sequence-specific DNA binding; DNA-binding transcription factor activity, RNA polymerase II-specific
Source: RefSeq, a predicted model, not a curated record